AGACGCCAUUUUGUCAGCCAUUUCCUACGCUGAUCCAUUGCCAGCGUCUCUGCACAGCUCAGUCCGGCCUCAGCAGCUUUCACCUACCCACCCGGGCUCGGUAGACUGUAGCGGACCGCUGACUCCACUGGGUGGAUGAUAAACUAGCCCGGUCAGUCGCUCGGCACCCAGAGGGACCCUGUCUGCAAGGCGCCUGGCCCACGGGACGGAGAAAACGGCGCAAGUCCCCGGCAGACAUGGCUUUGAAGAUUGUCAAAGGGAGCAUCGAUCGGAUGUUCGAUAAAAACCUCCAGGAUUUAGUACGUGGCAUUAGGAACCAUAAGGAGGAUGAGGCCAAAUACAUCUCCACGUGCAUCGAUGAGAUCAAACAGGAGCUCAAGCAAGACAACAUUGCUGUCAAGGCCAAUGCUGUGUGCAAGCUCACCUAUCUUCAGAUGCUCGGCUACGAUGUCAGCUGGGCUGCUUUCAACAUCGUUGAAGUCAUGAGUUCCUCAAAGUUCACAUACAAGAGGAUUGGUUACUUGGCAGCCUCGCAGUGCUUUCAUGAGAGCACAGAUGUCAUCAUGCUAACAACCAAUCAGAUCCGAAAGGAUCUCAGUAGUCCCAACCAGUACGACACAGGUGUUGCCCUAACAGGCCUGUCUUGUUUUGUUACCCCUGAUCUGGCUCGUGAUCUUGCUAACGACAUCAUGACGCUGAUGUCCCACACAAAGCCCUACAUCAGGAAGAAAGCUGUGCUGAUCAUGUAUAAGGUGUUUCUUAAGUACCCAGAAUCUCUACGCCCAGCUUUUCCAAGACUCAAGGAGAAACUGGAGGACCCAGAUCCAGGGGUCCAGUCAGCAGCGGUUAAUGUUAUUUGUGAGCUGGCAAGAAGAAAUCCCAAGAACUACUUGUCUCUUGCCCCGCUUUUCUUCAAGCUUAUGACCUCUUCUACCAAUAACUGGGUUCUUAUUAAGAUCAUCAAACUGUUUGGUGCACUUACACCUCUGGAGCCAAGGUUGGGUAAGAAGCUAAUCGAACCACUGACAAACCUAAUCCACAGUACCUCUGCCAUGUCUCUGCUGUAUGAAUGUGUCAACACUGUAAUAGCAGUGUUGAUUUCUUUGUCCUCUGGGAUGCCGAACCACAGCGCUAGUAUCCAGCUCUGUGUGCAGAAGCUGCGAAUCCUGAUAGAAGACUCGGACCAGAACUUGAAAUAUUUGGGCUUGCUCGCCAUGUCAAAGAUUCUGAAGACCCACCCCAAGUCGGUGCAGUCUCAUAAGGACCUCAUCCUCCAGUGUCUGGAUGACAAAGAUGAAUCCAUUCGUCUCAGAGCUUUGGACCUGCUCUACGGCAUGGUUUCUAAGAAGAACCUGAUGGAGAUUGUGAAGAAGCUGAUGCUGCAUGUGGACAAAGCUGAGGGAACCACUUACAGGGAUGAGCUGCUCACCAAGAUCAUCGACAUUUGCAGCCAGAGCAACUACCAGUACAUCACAAACUUCGAAUGGUAUAUCAGUAUCCUGGUGGAGCUGACCCGGUUAGAAGGCACACGGCACGGCCACCUCAUUGCCUCUCAGAUGCUAGAUGUUGCCAUUCGGGUCAAAGCCAUCAGAGUGUUUGCCGUUGCUCAGAUGGCCACUUUGCUAGACAACGCCCACCUGUUGACGGGUAACACGCAGAGGAAUGGCAUCUGUGAAGUGCUGUAUGCUGCCGCCUGGAUUUGCGGCGAGUUCUCGGAACACCUAGAGAACCCGAUGCAGACGUUGGAGGCCAUGCUGCGGCCUAAGGUGGCCACGCUGCCUGGCCACAUCCAGGCUGUGUAUGUUCAGAACGCAGCCAAGCUGUUUGCCACUGUGCUGAAAGGCCAGGAGGGGAACACAGACGGCACUGCUGCACAGGAAGCCAGCCAGCUGAUGAUAGACAGGCUGCCACUGUUUGUGCAGAGUGCAAACCUCGAAGUCCAGGAGAGGGCGUCCUGCAUUCUGCAGCUGGUUAAAUACAUCCAGAAACUCCAACAGAAGGAUGUGGAAGUGGCAGAGGAAGUCAGCGCUCUGUUUGCUGGAGAGCUCAACCCUGUAGCCCCGAAAGCACAGAAGAAAGUACCUGUUCCUGAUGGCCUGGACCUGGAUGCCUGGAUCAACGAGCCGCCGUCCGAAAGCGAGUCUGAGGACGAACAGCCGAAGGCGAUUUUUGCAAAGGAGGAGCCGAAACACUCCCGACCCCGUCACACAGAGGUGGAUGAGAAGGAGCUGGCAAGGAGGAGGGAAGCCAGAAAGCAGGAACAAGCCAACAAUCCAUUCUACAUCAAGGCUUCCCCAUCCUCUCAAAAGGUGUAUCAGGAUGCUCCUGGAGUGGAGCACAUCCCAGUUGUGCAAAUUGACCUCAACGUGCCUCUCAAAGUCCCAGGUCUGCCUAUGUCUGACCAGUACGUGAAACUGGAGGAAGAGCGGCGUCAGAAGGAGAGAGCAGAGAAGAAGAAGAAAGAAAAGAAGAAGAGGAAAGAGAAGCGCAGCGGACGAGGGAAGAAACAUGAUUCGGGUCCAGAGAGUGAAGAGGACAUCACUCCAGCCCACAUGGUGGACAUUGUUACAGAGGAGAUGCCAGAGAAUGCCUUACCCAGUGAUGAUGAUGAGAGAGACCCCACUGACCCCCACAAAGCCCUGGACAUCGACCUGGAUAAUUUGAUGGAGUCGACCGGGCGCAGGCCGCUUGCAGACAACGAGAAGCUGCCUGUCAGGUCACACCGUGCGGCUGAAGCUCAGAAAAGCCCAACGGAUGGAGAAAACGAAAACAUAUUGCAGGAACCCAAGAAGAAGAUCAGUAAAGAAAAGAGAGUGAAGAAGAAGGAUAAAGACAGAGAACGGAAGAAGAGCAAAGAAGAGAAAAAGAAGAAAAAACACAAAGAGGAAGACAAGGAGGAGAAUCUUCUGGGUGACCAUGACGAUGUACCUGUCCUCCAAUCAGAAGAAACCAGUCAAGUGGCAGCACCCCCUACUUCCACUUCUACCACUGCAGAGGUAUCGGAUCUGGAUUUCUGGCUAUCAAACGCUCCAAUGCCCUCUAACACCCAGGAAGCAGCAACAGUAGCAGCAGCAGAAGCAGCCCCAGAGCCCUCCAUCACAGCGCCCGACUCCGAGCCAGAGGAACCCAAAGACACAGAAAUGGAGGAGACGAAAUCAUCAAAACACAAGAAAAAGAAGCAGAAAAAGGAAAAGGAAGAGAAGGAGAAGAAAAAGAAGAAAAAGCAUCACCACCAUCGCCACCACAGUGACGGAGGAGGGGAGCAGUCUGUCCAGAACGGCACCGUUGAGGAGGAAGAGCCCCUCCCGCCAAUGUCUAAUUACUGCCUACUGGCUGAGAACUCCUACAUCAAAAUGAUGAAGGAAGAUGCUGAAGAGGUGUAUGACAUCCAGGGAAACCUGCAGGAUGGUAGCCAGGUGGUUGUGUCUGUUAUAUUUGAAAACAAGUGCAACAGCUUCCUUAAAUCCAUGGAGUUCAACGUCCUGGACUCUCUGAACUCCAAGCUGCAGAGGCCAGAAGGCUCAGGUCCACAUGAUGGCGUUGUUGUCCCCUUUCAGCUUCCUCCAGGAGUUUCUAAUGAGGCACGGUUUGUUUUCACUGUGCAAAGCAUCGUAAUGCCACAGAAACUGAAGGGAACUCUAACUUUCAUUGUUAAGAAUGAAGAUGACUCUACUCAUGAGAAACUGGACUUUAAACUGCACUUUACCUGCACUUCCUACCUGAUCACUACUCCUUGUUACAGUGACGCUUUUGCCAAACUGUUGGAGUCGGGAGACCUGAAGAGCAGCUCGAUCCGGCUGGAGGGGGUUAACAUGCCCUUUCAUCAUCUACUGGCAAGGAUUUGCUUUCACCACCACUUUUCAGUUGUGGAGAGGAUCGACUCCUGUGCCUCCAUGUACAGCAGGUCCAUCCAGGGUCACCACGUCUGUCUGCUGGUCAAAACUGCCGGUCAGACUGUGUCCAUCGAUGCAAAAUGUGACGAGCCGACUCUUCUUGGGAAUGUUCUGGAUGAGAUCAAGCAGACCUUCUCUCAGUGCUGAUUGUUUCUGACGGCCCCAGGGUGCCCCGACCCCUUCAUGCCACCCACUCCAUCAUUAAAGCGACACAAUCACAUUAUGAAACACUGCGGCUGGGACCUCCAGCUUCACCCUAUUUAUUAGUUGUCCAGGUUUCAAGAUUACCGUUUCCUUGCCUCGGCUCCGGGGCCCUCACUUUAAUUUUUCCUCUGCACUCUCAUGCUUUCUGUUGUUUUGCAGACUUUUUUCAUGCUUUGUCUUCUCUGUGGUGCACUUUGACUUGUACCUUGGUUUUCCAGCUUCUCCUUGCUUUGGAUUGCCUCACAUCCUCUGCUGUCCCCGGCCGGCCUUACCCUCCGCCCUCCCACUCUGCUGGCAGUUCACUCUGACAGUCAUGUGACGUAACAACUGGAUGUUUGCUGUUGAUGGUUGAAAUGUAUUUUCACUGUUUGAGGUUUUAUGUUUUCGUCUGUAGUUGUUUUUUGUUUUGAUGUAUGAGUUUCGUCUUUCCUCCUUUGAAGCCUGUCUGCGCCUUUCUCAACACACCGUUUUCCGCUUACUGAACAUCAGUGCAGCUCUGCUCAUUUGGCCUGGGACGCCAAUGGGACCGACUCCUUCUCCACCAAGGUCCCUAGCUAGAGGAAAUGUAGUAUCCUAGCUUGGUUCCUCAGCUGUUGUGUAAAGAUGAAACAUUUGGGCAGCUGCAUUGAUGAUGGAGCAGAGAUGAAACCAAAGCUAGAUACACUAAAAGGCGGGGGUUUCGGGGUUGAAUAAAAGCUUUUUUCCCCUCAUUUUUUUCUUGGCAGUGCUCCGAACAGAUGUGGGAUUUUAACAAGUACGACUUAAUGGUUUAGUUUUUUUUUUUAUUAUUUUGUUCUGUGCCUUUUCUCCUACAUUCUACUCAAGCUCUUUAGGACAAUUUGCAUAUCAUUCCUUCCAUAAAUAAAACUGAGUAAAUAGUUUAUACAUAACUAUAUAUCUAUAUAUAUAUAUAUAUAUAUAUAUAUAUAUAUAUAUAUAUAUAUAUAUAGUACAGCUGUCCAACAUGAAGGAGUAUUAUUUGCUAGCAGAUGCUGUUUAGGCCUCAUGUACUCCAGUAUUACUGUAACUCCAGAGAGGAAGUAUUUCCUCUUGUACCACUUGAAGGUUUGCAUCACGGUUGAUCCUCCUGUCAGUCGGUACCCAGGUGACAUUCCUGAUGUUUCCCUGCCCUUUGGAAAAUCACCAUGCCUCUUCUCAUGCAUUAUCGUUCUUCAGAAGCAUGAUUGUUUAGUUUUUUUUUAAUCUUUGAAGAGAUUUGUCACCUUAGAAAUCUCCCUUUAGUUUGAUUCUGUUUAGAAAGAUGAAAUUAUGUUCACAUUUACUGUUACGGCCCCUCCUCUGCAUCCGUUUGCAGUUGUAGAUACUCUUGAGUGUUUUUGUGACCUACUGGUCAGGUCAGCCAUUCCAUGAUAUUCAGUCUGAAUACAGAGGUGAUCCUUUUUUCAUGAAUGUCAAAAGAAAAUCAUGUAUUGGUCCUGAAAACAACCUGUUAUUCCAAAAAAAAACAAUUAUCUCAUUCUUCA
Messenger RNA from Cyprinodon tularosa, 5581 nucleotides. RefSeq names its product adaptor related protein complex 3 subunit delta 1 (gene ap3d1). NCBI's taxonomy places the organism in Eukaryota, Metazoa, Chordata, Actinopteri, Cyprinodontiformes, Cyprinodontidae. The coding region runs from base 237 to 4040 and encodes 1267 amino acids. The transcript has 35 exons. Gene Ontology annotation, biological process: neurotransmitter receptor transport, postsynaptic endosome to lysosome; Golgi to vacuole transport; synaptic vesicle membrane organization. The record is from RefSeq and is a predicted model, not a curated record. Gene Ontology annotation, cellular component: terminal bouton; membrane coat; presynaptic endosome.